AUGACAAGCGUAUGUAAGUUUUGUCGUGCAUUGAAAUUCGCAAACGAAAGUCCAGGAAUGUGCUGUGCCGGGGGCAAGGUCAAACUACUCGAUUUACACCCACCACCUGAGCCGUUGUCAACUCUGAUGAGCGGACAAACGAAGAAAUCGCAGCAUUUUUUAGCCAAUAUUCGCAUGUACAAUUCAUGUUUUCAAAUGACAUCAUUUGGUGCGACUGAAAUCAUACGUGGGUCCUACAUGCCGAGCUUCAAAAUCCAAGGUCAGGUGUAUCAUCGUCAUGGGUCUCUUUUGCCAUUGCUGGAUGCCGAUCAUGAGUUUCUCCAAAUUUAUUUUAUGGGAAACGCCGAGGAACAGGUCGAUCGACGAUGCAGUAUCCAUUCUGGUACAGAUAGGGAAAUCGUUGGUUCUUUACAAAAGCUCUUCCAUCAGUACAACAGGAUGGUGAAGCUGUUCACGAUCGCUCUGGAACGCAUGCCAGCUGAUGAUUAUGUGGUUGUCAUAAGAGCGGACAAGACGCCGGCGGGGGAACACGAAAAGCGAUACAAUGCUCCCACAAUCAAUGAAGUAGCAAUCGUGAUAGCUGGAGAGGAAUUUAAGUCCCGUGACAUAAUUCUUCAUCGCAGGAAUGGUGACCUCCAAAGAGUCUCUGAAACACAUCGUUCCUACGACGCUUUACAGUACCCGAUCAUAUUUUGGUCAAGGGGAUGA
Molecule: messenger RNA, 708 nt
Organism: Galendromus occidentalis (western predatory mite)
Lineage: Eukaryota; Metazoa; Arthropoda; Arachnida; Mesostigmata; Phytoseiidae
Exons: 1
Coding region: 1-708 (235 amino acids)
Source: RefSeq, a predicted model, not a curated record